Molecule: messenger RNA, 4146 nt
Organism: Larimichthys crocea (large yellow croaker)
Lineage: Eukaryota; Metazoa; Chordata; Actinopteri; Sciaenidae
Product: Fc receptor-like protein 5
Exons: 21
Coding region: 760-3816 (1018 amino acids)
Biological process (GO): cell surface receptor signaling pathway; immune response
Cellular component (GO): external side of plasma membrane
Molecular function (GO): transmembrane signaling receptor activity
Source: RefSeq, a predicted model, not a curated record
AUGAAUGAGCUCAUCAUUUUUACUUUGACCUGCAGUGCUAAAAAUAAGUAAGUGCAGCAAAUUAGAGUAGGAACUUUUCACAAACUAGUUCACCUUCAUGCUUAGUCUGUUGUCUUCCAUCCAUCCAUCCAUUACUUGUAACCGCUUAUCCUCAUCAGGGUCACAGUGGGACUGGAGCCUAUCCCAGCUGACAUUGGAGGAGUGGCGGGGCACACCCUGGACAAGUCGGCAGCCACAUAAAGACAAGCAACCAUUCACAUUUACAGGGAAUUUAGAGUAACCAAUUAACCUAUUAACUGCAUGUCUUUGGAAUGUGGGAGGAAACUGGAGUACCUGCUGAGGAUCCACACAGAGACAGGGAAAACAUGCAAAGUCCACACAGAGCUUUGAACCAGGAACCUUCUGUGCUGUGAGGGUACGGUGCUAACCACUGCACAGAAAUUGUGUACACAGUUCACAGUAAUUGCUAUACAAAAAAAGAUCUGGGAUAGUUAACUGGUUUGUGUUUUCUGUGUUUGAGUCCACUAGGUUGGGUGGAGGCAGUAUUCACCGUACCAAAGGAAGUGUUUGUGUACUACAAAAGGGAACAAUAGAAGAAGAAAGUCUGCGUGCGCAUGUGUGUGAAAUAUGUGCUCACACACACUGCUGGAAAAAAGACAGCGGAGGCAAAAAAAAGGGAGACGGGAAGUAGACUGAUCAGAUUCGAAAAUUUCCUCAGAAGCAGAGGAACAGAGCGACGUGUCGGUGCUGGAUGUGAAGAUGGGGCACACUUUGCUCCGUGUGCUGGAGUUAUUCUUGGUGAAUACACUCCUCUACGUACACGCUGAAGUGGGACAUCCUAAACCCAGACUGACAGUAGACACAAACAUCAUACACGGAAAGAACAAUGUGACACUGACCUGUUCUGUGGAGGGCUCCGCUGACUGGACUGUCUGGAAAUACGACUGGUUCAAGCGUACAUCUUACUCCUCUGAAGCUCAGUCCAUAAGGAAUGGUGUACCAGAGAACAUUAUCGGUGUCUCAGAAGAAGGUCUGUACAACUGCAGAGGAAGAAGAGAAGAUCCACCGUUCUACACAGAGUACAGCAAUGAAGUGACCAUUCAGAAAAUUUUUUCCAACAGGGUCAGUUUGACCCUUCAACCCAACUGGACUCAGAUAUUCAAAGGUGAGACGAUCACUCUAAGAUGUCAGAUCGAGGGAGGUGGAGGCACUGAUUGGACGUAUCAAUGGACACCAGAGAGAUUAAACAUACCACCAACAAACAAUGAAUACAGGAUCAGCAGCGCUACUGAGUCUGACAGUGGAGAAUACAGGUGUAUUGGUAGAAGGGACUCAUAUUCCUCAACUGGGUGGAGUAAUACCAUCACAUUGACAGUAUCAGCAAGAAAACCUGAACCCAGACUGACAGCAGACAACAUACCAGUGAGGGGCACUGUGAGACUGACCUGUUCUGUGGAGGGCUCUGCUGACUGGAAAUACGACUGGUUCAAACGUACAUCUGACUCCUCUAAAGCUCAGUCCAUAAGGAAUGGUGUACCACACAAAGUUAUCGAAGUUUCAGAAGGAGGUCUGUACCACUGCAGAGGAGGAAGAGGAGAUCCACCGUUCUACACAGAAGAAAGCAAUGAAGUUACCGUUCAUGGAACUGUUUCCAACAGGGUCAGUUUGACCCUUCAACCCAACAGGACUCAGAUAUUCAGAGGUGAGACGAUCACUCUCAGAUGUCAGAUCGAGGGAGGUGGAGGCACUGAUUGGGCGUAUAUAUGGAUAAAAGACAAAUUAAACAUACCAUCAACAAACAAUGAAUACAGGAUCAGCAGCGCUACUGAGUCUGACAGUGGAAAAUACUGGUGUAAAGGUAGAAGGGACUCAUAUUCCUCAACAGAGUGGAGUAAUUUCAUCACAUUGACAGUAUCACCAAACAGACCAAAGGCUGAACUGAGUGCUGAUGACAGAGACAUUCCAGUAGGGGGCAGUGUGACCCUGACCUGCUCUGUGAAGACAUCAUCAUCUGGUUGGAAGUACUUCUGGUACAGAGGAGAGAAAACCUCUGAACCCCUGACCACACAAGAUGUUUUACUCUCAACUGGACGUAUCAGAGUCUCACAGGAAGGAGUCUACUGGUGCAGAGGAGGAAGAGGAGAGCCAGUUUACUACACAGAGUACAGUGAUUCAAUCAGUAUCAACAAAAUUGUUGUAAACAAGGCUGUUGUGACUCUGCAACCAAACUGGUCUGAAAUCUUCAGUGGAGAGACGAUCACUCUCAGAUGUGAGAUCAAGAAUGGAGGAGACACUGAGUGGGAGUAUGAAUGGAAAACAACCAGCUCAAGAAAACCUUCAAAUCAAAAUGAAGUCAGUAUUACAUCUGCUUAUGUAUCUCAUAGUGGAGACUACAGGUGUAAGGGCAGAAAGAAAAAUAAACAGUCAACAGACUGGAGUGAUCCCAUCAAACUGACAGUAUCAGACGAAAAACCCAAGUCUGUCCUCACUGUGUCUCCAUUGUGGCUGAAUGCUGGAGACUCAGUAACUCUGAACUGUGAGGUUGAACAUCCAUCUGCAGGAUGGAGGUUCUACUGGUAUAAGACUGUUCCCAAACUACCAGACUACUCCUACAGCUUGGAGCUGCUACCUGUAAGCAGCAAUGGGACUGAACAGGAUUCCUACAUCGUUCAUGGACAGACUGGCACAGCACGAUAUGUGUGCAGAGCUGAAAGAGGAGACCCAGUGUAUUACACUCAGUACAGUGAACCUAAGUUUGUCUGGUCUAGAGAUUUUCAUUCAUCAGCGUCUCUCACAGUGAGUCCUGACAGAGUGCAACACUUCACCUCUGACUCUGUCUCACUGAACUGUGAGGGAAACUCUACUGAGUGGAGAGUGAGAGGGCUUACUGGAAACCGCUACCUGUCAUACUGCUCCUACUGGGGGACAAUGACUGGAUCCACAUGCAACAUGUACAGUUCCUGGCAGAGUGAUGGAGUGUUCUGGUGUGAAUCUGGAUCAGGAGAGUUCAGCAACGCAGUCAACAUCUCUUUACAGGAUAUAAAUAUUAUCCUGGUGAGCCCUGUCCAUCCUGUGACUGAGGGAGAUCCUGUUAGUCUGAGCUGCAAACUGAGAACUGGAAUAUUUGAUUCCAAUGUGUUUUUCUAUCGUAAUGAUGAACUCAUUCAAAAUGAUACCAGGAAGGAGCGAAAUAUCUCUGCAGUGUCAAAGUCAGAUGAGGGCUUCUACAAGUGUCAGUACUCAGAAGAAGAGUCACCACAGAGUUGGAUGUCAGUUAAGGCAGUGUCCAGACCUGAAAGCUCUUCAUUUCCUGUCGGGUUGAUCGUUGGGUUGGUUUGUGGAACCAUACUACUUCUUCUUAUUCUUCUGUUCCUUUUGUAUUGCUACAGAUCAUCCAAAGAUUCACGCUGUAUCAGUCAGUCUGAGAGAACCAUCCAGGGCUCUGACACAAAUCAAGUGCUCAACCAGAAUGAGGCUCAAGGUGCAGUAUACUCCACUCUUCUCCAUGGUGGUCCUGUUGCCUAUGAAUCAAUCAAAGGCACUGAAGACACUGAAAAUGUUGCAGGUGGAUCUCAGGAUGUCACAUACUCUUUGAUUGAACUCAAAAACAUUAAAAAAAAAGGGAAGCAGCAUGGACCAGAGGAGAGCACUGUUUACUCUGAUGUGAAGACAAGAACUGCAGACGACAACCUGAUGUAUGCACAAGUAAACCACCACAACAAAGGCAAAGCAAAGAAAACCAAAGGAAUACCACAUCCUGCACCGACUGAAGCCGUUUACUCUGAAGUUAAACCAGGAACAUCUCUUGGUCUGUGAAGACAGCUGUAUCAUCAAAGAAAAAUGUCAGACAUGCUCAGUAUUUUGUACAGUUAAUUUGUUAGAUUAUAUAAUAGAGAUUUAACAAGAUUUUUAGUAUUUACACAUUUUGAAAAACUUUUUGAACAACUUGAUGCAGUUAUGAGCUUUAGUACUCAGGUGGUAGCGCAGCUUUUAAAGUCAGCAUUUUUUUUACAGUGUUAGAGCAGAAAGAUCCAAGACGGACAUCAACAAUUAUGAAUGGGGACUGUAUAUAUUUCACUUACAUAGUUUGUAUUUUUAAAUCUUUGUUCAUUUUAUGCAUCAAUAAAGUUCUUUUUUUGCACUGUU